UGGAGGGUGUUCUUCCAUUGCCAAGUUCAGAACAAAAGCUCAUGAGCAUCGUCGUGAACUAAAGUCAAAGCUUCUGAUGUACAAAACAAUCCCUUUAGCAAUGGACGCUCCAGAAGAUGCAAGGAAUCCCCGCAAAAGAAAGCUUCCACCUGCUACCUUCGCUUUGGCAGUAUUUUCUGCAGGCAUCGGAGGAACUUUUCAGUAUGGAUAUAAUCUUUCCAUCAUUAAUGCUCCAACCUUGGAUGUGCAGGCAUUCAUUAAUGAGACGUGGUCUGUUCGGAUCGGUACUAAUCUGGAUAGUGGUCUCCUGAAACUUCUGUGGUCUAUAAUAGUUUCAAUUUUUACCCUUGGUGGAUUUCUUGGGGCAUGGUUAGGAGGACAUCUCACCAUCAAAUUCGGUCGGAAAGGGACACUCUUGCUUGUCAACGUCCUUACCCUGGCUGGAUCUGCUUUGAUGGGAACAAGUAAACCCGCUGGCAUUUUUGAACUUUUAAUAGUGGGCAGGUUUCUUGUGGGACUACAUUCAGGAGUCAGCCUGUGUGUACAGCCCAUGUAUCUGGGAGAAAUCGCUCCCAAGGCUUGGAGAGGAGCCAUAUCUAUGGGAAGCUCAAUAUUCAUAACGUUAGGAAUCCUGACUGGUCAGGUGAUAGGACAGAGGGAGUUGCUGGGCAGGGAGCAAUUCUGGCACAUCCUGCUUUCCACAGUCUGCAUCCCAGCUCUACUCCAGCUGCUCUUGUUGCCGUGGUUCCCCGAGAGCCCCAGGCACCUCUUCAUUGACAAAGGACUGGAAGCAAAAGCCCUCCAGAGUCUCAGGCAAUUGCAUGGUGUUAAUUCUUACUUGAGUGAAUUGGAGGAUAUAGAAAAGGAGCAAGUGGCAGUACAACUGCAACAGUCAAAGACACUAUGGGAACUUCUCACUGAUCGCGCGACUCGAUGGCAGCUGAUCACUGUUGUCACCGUUAAUGUUGGCCAGCAGCUUAGUGGCAUCAAUGCUAUCUACUUCUAUGCCACUUAUGUAUUCAAUAAAGCUGGAAUUGCACAAGCAUAUAUCCCAUAUGUUACUAUGGGGACGGGAGCCUGUGAGUGUCUCUCAGCCUUAUGCUGUGGCCUUAUGAUUGAAUGCCUUGGCAGGCGAGUACUCAUCCUUGGUGGUUAUUCGCUCAUGGCUGUGUGGUGCACUUUAAUAACCCUUACACUAACCUAUCAGGCUUCCUAUUUCUGGAUGCCCUACAUGACCAUGACCUUUUUGUUUGCAUUUAUUCUGAGCUUUGGCCUGGGACCAGGGGGUGUGACCAACAUUGUCACGGGGGAGUUGUUCACACAGACGGCAAGGCCGGCUGCCUACAUGGCCAGUGGCUCCAUGAACUGGCUCAGCUUCUUUCUAAUCAGCAUUACAUUCCCAUUUAUUGUGGAAAGCAUGCAGCACUUCUGUUUCCUCGUCUUCCUCGUCGAGUGCCUCCUCAUCACGCUGUUCGUCUACAUUGUCCUACCCGAAACUAAAAACAAGUCCUUCGUGGAGAUUGAGAAGGAAUUUCGAGCUCGGAAUUUCAGGGGGGUUUCACCGACCGUGACCGCGGACGGUGAUGUCAGAGAUGUGCGGAUGUCAAACUUCUGAAGACCUUGGUGCACUGGCAACAAUGUUCUUUUUUUACUCCAAAAUAAAGUUUAUACAUCAUAAGAAACAAACUAUAUACAACAA
Molecule: messenger RNA, 1699 nt
Organism: Pristis pectinata (smalltooth sawfish)
Lineage: Eukaryota; Metazoa; Chordata; Chondrichthyes; Rhinopristiformes; Pristidae
Gene: slc2a11b
Product: solute carrier family 2 member 11b
Exons: 12
Coding region: 77-1615 (512 amino acids)
Biological process (GO): monosaccharide transmembrane transport
Cellular component (GO): membrane
Molecular function (GO): hexose transmembrane transporter activity
Source: RefSeq, a predicted model, not a curated record